AUGCCCAGGUCUAUUCUUCUAAGACUCUCGGACUCCGGCGAGCCUCUCAACACUGAGGCCGUGCACAAUGGAGUGUUGCUUCUACCAGCAUUGGCUCCCGCCAAAGACCACAAGCCAGGUGCUCCAUUGUUCACCUUGGUGGUUCGUCUCAAUGCUGCGUCACAGGUUUCAAGAAACGGAACCUUCUUGACGAAUCUCCCUACGGAUGCUCUGUCGAUUGUGGACAGAGACGAAUUCCAGGAGUUCCCAAUUGAGAGCUCUUUCCACCAGGAUAUCUCCAUCGAUGUGCCCAUCUACAGACCCGGUCCAUUCUGCUACUAUAUCCGCUACGACAGCAACGAGGGGCCCACGCACACUGCCAAGUACUACUUCACGGUACCUCCCCAAUUGUUCAUCGACAAUAAGUAUGUGCCAUUCAACUCCAUCAACAUUCAGUCGGUGGUUUCGAAAUGGGCCGGUCCAUUGGACGAUUGGGAGGCAUUGUUUGGCUACAUUGCCAAAAAGGGCUACAACAUGAUCCACUUUACUCCCUUGCAAGAGAGAGGCUCGUCGGACUCGCCAUACUCCAUCUACGACCAGACCAAGUUCGACCCUAAGUUGUUUUCUAGUAACGGGCAGGCUGUUCUGUUCAUCAAGAAGACCUUAGGCAGCAACGGGCUUUUGGCCAUGACCGAUGUGGUUUGGAACCAUACUGCUGACAACUCAGCUUGGCUCCGUGAUGCUCCCGACGCUGGUUACAAUGCAGAGACUGCUCCACACUUGCGUGCAGCCAUUGAGUUGGACCAGGCACUUAAGGACUUCUCCGACAAGAUGGGUGAGCUCGGUUUGCCCACUGAAAUCAAAUCCGAGCACGAUUUGGAUGUGGCCAUUGAAGGAAUCCAGAAGCACGUUUUGGACCCACUUGCGUUAUGGCAAUACUACGUGUUUGACACCAAGGAAACCAUCCUGAGCUUGCAAGACCUCUACAGGAGAGACAGCACUGAGCCUUUGCAGAUCCCUGAACACAUUGACGUCUCCAACUUGAGCCAGUUGGCUGCCUUUGUGCUCGAGGCUGCCAAUGUCAACCACUCUGUCAUUUUGGAAGAUCGUUUCUCCAACAGAUUAGACACCUCCAAGUUCUUGGGCAUUUUGUUGUCGCUCGUGGAUAAACUGGAAGUGAGAUUCGACCAGAUAUCUCAGAAGGCGGGCGAGAUUGUCGACGAGAUCAAUGUUGACUUGUACGCUACUUUCAAUGACGAUAUGCUGUCUGUGAAAAAUCAGCUCAAGGAUAGAAUUAAAUUCUUGAGAUUGGCUGACAACGGUCCCAAGCUUGGCCCUAUCACUAAGGAGAACAAACUCACAGAGGCAUACUUCACUACUUUCGAAGACAAGAACGGCAAGAAGUGGGCCUUGGCCAACAAUGGUUGGAUUUGGGGUGGUAACCCACUCGUCGACUUUGCCUCUUCUAGCUCCAAGGCUUACCUCAGAAGAGAGGUUAUUGUCUGGAGUGACUGUGUCAAGUUGAGAUAUGGUACCAAGUAUGAGGACUCCCCUCACUUGUGGGACAGAAUGUUCGAGUACACCAAACAAUGUGCCGAAGCAUUUGAUGCUUUCAGACUUGAUAACUGCCACUCAACUCCAUUGCACGUGGGUGAGGCGUUGUUAGAUUGUGCUAGAUCAGUCAACCCCAAUCUUUAUGUGGUAGCAGAAUUGUUUUCUGGAUCUGAAGAAAUGGACAAGAUCUUCGUGGAAAGGUUGGGUAUCAAUUCUUUGAUUAGAGAAGCCAUGCAAGCAUGGAACGUGGAAGAAUUGUCUAGACUUGUGCACAAACAUGGAGGAAGACCCAUUGGUUCUCUUUCUUGGUUGCCAUUGGACGAGUUCUCUUACCCAGCUGAUAAGGAGCCAAUUCCUGGCAAGUAUAGUGAGUGUAAUUCUGAGUUGGAGAUUCCAAAAGUUCUCUCUAACCAGGCUCCACAUGCUUUGUUCAUGGAUUGUACUCAUGACAACCAAACCCCCGCACAAAUUAGAACUGUGGAAGAUACUUUGCCAACAGCAGCUUUGGUUGCAUUCUGCUCUUCUGCGGUUGGAACUACUUUCGGCUACGAUGAGACUUAUCCAGCCCUUUUGGACGUUGUGGGUGAAACUAGAGAAUAUGGCUAUGAUUACAACUCCGGUAUUGGAAAGGUCAAGCUGCAGUUGAAUGCUAUUAGAAAGUCUCUUGCUAGCGAGAGUGAAGAUUCCUACAACGACCAGGAGAUGUACAUCCAUCACGAGGGUCAAUACAUCACCAUCCAGAGAUACAACACAAUCACUGGUGAAGGUUGGUUUUUGAUUGCCAGAUCCAAAUUUGAGCAGCACCAGGGCCACCAAGUGUUGUCUCCAGUUGAUUUGAAGGGUACUCAAGUGAAAUCAGAGUUCAGUUACACGUUGCGGAAGGCUGGAGAAUACGUCGAGAAUGACAAGACAUUGACUGGUAUCCCCACUAAGCUUGAUCAUCUUGAUGCCACCACCAUCGACUUCAACGGUAGCGAUUCGGUAAUUAGAGUGCACGACUCUUUUGCCCCAGGUUCUAUUGCUGUUUUCUCCACCAAGAUCCCAACUGCAAGUGCUAAGCUUGACAAGUUCGUGAAGGAGGGUGCCAUUGAAGCAUCUUUAGGUUUGAACUUGUUCGAUUUGAAUGCUAUCUUGUACAAAUGUGAACCUGAAGAAAGGGAUGCUAGUUCUGGACUUGAAGGUACAUACAACAUUCCAGGCUACGGCAAUUUGGUUUAUGCUGGAUUGGAAGGAUGGAUUGCAGUUUUGAAGGAUGUCAUCUGGAGAAAUGAAUUGGCGCAUCCCAUUUGCAAUCACUUGCGUGAGGGCUUAUGGGCUGCCGACUACAUUGUGAACAGAUUGGACAAGUAUGCCAAAGAGUCAAAAUCGUUGGGCAAAUUCCAGGACUGGCUCAGAUCUCGUAUCGACGCCAUCAGACAUGUACCAUACUUCUUGAGACCACAUUACUUUGCUUUAAUUGUUGGUGUGGCUUAUGAGGCUGCUCGUUUCAGAGUCUUGACACAGAUGGAUGACAACAUAAAGACCUCCACCAACUUUGUGCAAAGUUUGGCAUUGACUUCUGUGCAAAUGUGUGGAUACAUGAACAAUACUUCCUUGCUUCCAGAUACGAAGGUUCCAUGCUUGGCUGCUGGACUUCCUCAUUUCAGUAAUGACUACAUGAGAUGUUGGGGUAGAGAUGUAUUCAUCUCGUUCAGAGGCUUGUUGAUUGUUCCAGGCCGAUUUGAGGAAGCUAAGCAACACAUUUUCGGAUUUGCUAAGACGUUGAAACAUGGUUUGAUUCCAAACUUGUUGGACGCUGGAAGAAAUCCACGUUAUAAUGCUAGGGACGCCGCUUGGUUCUUUGCGCAAGCUGUCCAGGAGUAUGUCACGCAUGCACCUAAUGGUGAAGCAAUCUUAGAUGAGAAGGUUUCUAGAAGGUUCCCAUUGGAUGACACCUACAUCACAUGGGAAGACGAGAGAGCAUUCAGCUACGAAACUUCAAUUAGAGACAUCUUGUAUGAGAUUUUAUCAAGACACGCCAAAGGCAUCAGCUAUAGAGAGGCCAAUGCUGGGCCAAACUUGGACUCGCAGAUGACUGACGAAGGGUUCAAUGUGAGUGUCAAUAUUGACUGGGAAACUGGUCUUGUCCAUGGUGGUUCGCAAUGGAACUGUGGAACAUGGAUGGAUAAGAUGGGUGAGAGUGUCAGGGCCGGCAACAAGGGCUACCCGGGUACUCCAAGAGAUGGUGCAGCUGUUGAAUUACAAGGUCUCUUGAAGAGUACUUUGAGAUUUGUAAACCAGUUGAACAAACGUGGAUUGUUCGAGUACACUGAAGUGGAGAAGAAUGAUGGUUCCAAGAUCAGUUUGCGCCAAUGGGAGCAAUUGAUCCAAGACAACUUCGAGAGAUGUUUCUACAUUCCGGAAGAUCCAUCCAAGGACGGUGAGCAUGUUGUUAAUGGAAACGUUGUCAACCGCAGAGGAAUUUACAAGGAUCUUUUCCGCAGUGGAAAGGAGUAUGAGGACUACCAGUUGAGAGCCAAUUUCCCAAUUGCCAUGUGUGUUGCGCCGGAGCUUUUCACGCCCGAAUAUGCGUUGACAGCUAUCGACAGGGCUGAUACGAUUCUCCGGGGCCCAGUAGGAAUGAGAACGUUGGAUCCAUCGGACUGGAACUACCGACCUGACUACAAUAAUUCGGAGGACAGUGACGAUUUCGCAACUUCGAAGGGCCGGAACUACCACCAGGGUCCGGAGUGGGUGUGGUGUUUUGGAUACUUUAUUCGUGCCUUCUUGUACUUCCACCAUUAUGCCGACAAGUCAGGCAAGAACCAGAAGCCGUCGAUUGAAGUUUUGACUGCGCUCAAUGAGAGAAUUAAGGGCCACAUCAAGUGGAUCCGCGAGAGUCCAUGGGCGGGCAUAACUGAGUUGACCAACAAGGAUGGAGCGUUGUGUCACGAUUCGAGUCCCACACAAGCAUGGAGUACAUCGUGCUUGUUAGAUUUGUAUUACGAUCUUUGGAAUGCCAAAGCGUAUGCUUGA
Messenger RNA from Sungouiella intermedia, 4548 nucleotides. The record is from the annotation of a GenBank genome assembly. Lineage: Eukaryota; Fungi; Ascomycota; Pichiomycetes; Serinales; Metschnikowiaceae.